Messenger RNA from Spinacia oleracea (spinach), 1926 nucleotides. RefSeq names its product protein FAR1-RELATED SEQUENCE 5. Gene Ontology annotation, molecular function: zinc ion binding. The transcript has 3 exons. The coding region runs from base 1 to 1926 and encodes 641 amino acids. NCBI's taxonomy places the organism in Eukaryota, Viridiplantae, Streptophyta, Magnoliopsida, Caryophyllales, Amaranthaceae. The record is from RefSeq and is a predicted model, not a curated record.
AUGGUUAGUAUAGACCUUAAUGUUGAACCUUUCAUCGGAGAAGGAACUAUUGUGAAUUCAACUACUCCAACCACCCCUUGUCCAGGAAUGUGUUUUGAGUCCGGUCGUGAGUUUUUUGAAUUUUGCAAUCGUUAUGCGUACAUGACUGGUUUUGAGUUGUUUGUAAUAUGUAGUAAGAUUAAGAAGGAGUACAAGGAUAAGGGUGUUAGUAAAGUUGGUAUUGGUGAGCUUGAGGCUAGGCCCCAUACGAUGGAGAUGAUCAGAUUAAAGUGUAAGAAAGGUGGCGUGAAAUCUAGUGUCGGGUCUAAUGUUACUGGUUGCAACGUUUUUUUUUAUGGUAAAGAGAAAAACGGAGAGUUUGUAGUUAUUAGUUGUGAUUUGGCGCAUAAUCAUCCCCUAUUGCCCGAAAAUAGUAGGAUGAUGGUUAACUAUAGAAGCAUCGAUAGUGCUACCUUUGAUAGGGUAAUGAUAAAUGAACGUGCCGGUGUUAGCGUUAGUAGAAACUUUGGCACGCAAUUGAUAGAAAAGGGUGGUUUUGAUAAUAUGACGUUCAACAAAAAAGAUUUGAGGAACGCCAUAGCUGUUGAACGUCGUAAAACCAUGUUUGAGAAAGGGGAUGCUGUUGCACUUGAAGAGUAUUUUAAAGCACAACGAGAUCUGAAUGUCGAUUUCUAUAGUUCUAUAGAACGAGAUGAAGAGGGUAUUUUAAAGAACGCAUUCUGGUCCGACGCGCGUAGUAGAGGAAGUUGCAAAUAUUUCGGGGAUGUGAUCAGUUUCGACACCACCUUUUCUAGCAACAGGUAUCGUAUGCCAUUUGCCCCGUUUGUUGGCGUCAACCACCAUGGGAGGUCAAUUGUUUUUGCUGGCGCUUUAAUAUCACACGAAGACACUCCGAGUUUUGUUUGGGUCUUUGAGGAAUGGCUUAAGUGCAUGGGAAAGCCUCCUGAGGGAAUUAUAACCGAUCAGGACAAGGCAAUAGGUAGAGCGAUAAGCAUACUUUUCCCCGGGGUUCCUCACAGGCUUUGUUUGUGGCACAUGCUACAAAAUGCCUCUCGCAAUCUCGGCAAGCUCGAUGAAUGGAAAAGCAUCGACACGCUGAUUAGAACCGCCGUUCAUGACAUGCUCGAUCCCGAUGAGUUUGAUGAGGCUUGGUGUCUUGUGAUGGACAAAUAUAAUCAACGUAAGGGUUGGAUGCUGGAUGCGUAUGAUAAACGUCAGCAAUGGGCACCAGCUUACAAUAGAGGUAAAUUUUGGGCUGGAAUGUCCUCUACGCAACGAAGUGAAGGUAUGAAUCGCACAUUCAAAAUUCAUGUAAACUUAGAUUGUGGAUUAACGCAGUUUAUUAAAAACUACGAGUUUUGUAUGAAGAUAAAGGCAGAGGAAGAGUCGAAGGAUAAUCUUGAUAGUAUAGAUAAGCCUCCUAGACUUGAUGUGGACAAGAGUGUGUUAGCUGAGUAUGUGUUGCAUAAGGUAUACACCAAUGAGAUGUUUGAUGUGGUUGUGAAUGAGCGGAAAGGUUUAACCCACACGAACGUAACCAAAACCAAUGCACUAGGGUCACUUGUAUUUUAUAGAGCUGAUGAGAAACUGACCUCCCCUCAUUGGAGGAAAAGGUUCAAAAGUUACGUUGUUAAAGUAGAUAAGGUAAAGGGGGAACUGAGUUGCUCAUGUCAGUUGUUUGAAUUUAGGGGUAUUUUAUGUAGGCACAUACUCAAAGCAAUGGAUGUGGAGGAUUUCCAAUUUAUACCGGAGAAAUAUAUACUAGAUAGAUGGACGAAGAAAGUUAGGUCGUAUGAGAGUGUUAGGGUUUCAUACUAUGAUCCUGAAGAAACCGCAAUGUUAGCCAAAGCUAAAGAGCUUUCCCAAAGGCAUAACUAUUUGAAAGAAUUAGCCAUGCGCAAUGAAGCUGCGUACAAUCGGUAUUAG